Centruroides sculpturatus (bark scorpion) is the source of this 2020-nucleotide messenger RNA. Its product is annotated as serine/threonine-protein kinase haspin-like. Gene Ontology annotation, cellular component: cytoplasm; nucleus. The transcript has 10 exons. Gene Ontology annotation, molecular function: histone H3T3 kinase activity. The record is from RefSeq and is a predicted model, not a curated record. Gene Ontology annotation, biological process: mitotic cell cycle; intracellular signal transduction. The coding region runs from base 78 to 1895 and encodes 605 amino acids. Lineage: Eukaryota; Metazoa; Arthropoda; Arachnida; Scorpiones; Buthidae.
UAUAAUAAUUGCAAUAAAAUGAACAAUAAAAACAUGGUAUUUUACAUCAUAUAUUCCCAAUAAAUGUGAAUUAUAAAAUGCUAUCUACCCUCGGAUAUACAAAUAUAAUUGCUGUUAUCAUUUCAAUUUUACUCGUUAUAUCGACGGGAUUAUUUAAAUUAAAGCAAUUAAACAAUAUGAAACAAGGAGCCGUAGAAAGGAUUUUGACUUGGUACAGCAUAAACGAUAGGCGUUACUCUAUCUUAAAAUUAUUAUCGGCCUUACACAUAAUAUCUACAGCCAAUGAAUAUAAUUAUACAAAGAAAAUUUUGCUGGACGUCAUUCGGAAUGCAUCGGCAAAAAUAGCAAUUAAUUACGUCGAGAAUUGGUGGAUUAAGCAUUGCGCCAGAUUAAUGGUGAUGAAAAUAUUAAAAGAACGUUGGAUAUUGUGGGUUAAAUCUUUGCUUAUACAAAGAUGGUUUAGAGAUGUCAAAAACAAAAACGUUUUCCUAAGAACGAUUGUUUCCGUCAUUCUGAUCAUUCAGCUUUGGUACAGGAUGGAAAAAUUGAAACGAGUUCGUCAUUUGACAGUUUUGCAGAAGAGAUUCAAAGCGGUGUUGAUACGUAUAUCGUACAUGAAGCUUCGUAGGAAAACAAUUUAUUUGCAAGCAUCCAUGCGCAAGUAUCUGAAUAAGAAAUAUCUCGAUAUGAAAUUGUGGAUUUUUAAUAAUUUCAAUAGUGAAGUUUGGUUAUCGAUUAAAGAAGCCCGUUCGGCCAAAGCAGUAUCAUUUAUCAACCAAUGCUCCGAAGUAAGAACGUUGAGAUCAAGUUCAAUGUUGAGUGUGAAUGUACCGUUCGACAGAUUCAACAUAACUGAUUUGAUCAAACGGAGAACAAAGUAUUAUAAUUUGGUACUAAAAGCUUGUAAUCAAAUUAAUCUUCUUACAUUCUCACAAGUCAUUCCAGAAAACUGCAAGGACGAAUGUUGGAAAAAAUUAGGCGAAGGAUCUUAUGGAAACGUGUAUGCCAUUUUGGACGAAUGGGGAAUGCCAUUUCAGGUUUUUAAAGUUGUCCCAGUUAGCGGUUUUAAUAAUUUUUAUGGGAAAGAAAUGGAACACUUUGAAACAGUUUAUCCAGAAAUAAUUGCUUCUCUAACCUUGAGUUCCUUAUCGGACGAUGAAAUUAACAGAACAUCUGGAUUUACUAGAAUUAAUAGAGUAUCAUGUGUGACUGGUCCAUUUCCAAAGUAUCUUUGCAGAGCUUGGGACAUUUAUCAUUUGAAAUAUCGAUCUAGAACCAAAUACCCGGGUAAUUUUCCAUCUAAUCAAAUUUAUAUUAUUUACGACAUGAAGUUUGAAGGACAGCAAAUAUUAUCGAGUAUCUUGCAGCCACAGCAAGUGUGCAGUAUCAUUAAACAAGUGAGUUGCUCAAUCGCUGUAGCUGAAUGUGCAGCAAAAUUUGAACAUCGGGACUUACAUUUAGGAAAUGUAUUAAUUAAAAAGACAAUUUUGUCAUCUAUUCCUUUCCGAUUAAACGGGGAAAAAAUUACUAUCGACAGUUACGGUAUUGCAGCAACUAUUAUUGAUUAUACGUUCAGUCGCAUAGGCCAAAGAAACAAAGCUGUAUAUAGAGAUCUUUCUCGUCAUCCUUUCAACAGAAAUAUAAUAGAACAUAAAAUCUACAGGAAAAUGCGCGAAUAUAAUAAUGACGAUUGGAGUGUAUAUUGGCCUUACAGUAACGUUAUGUGGUUGUGGUAUUUAAAUGCUUGUCUCGUGAAAAAGCUGGAGAAAAGUCUAUCUUUAUCGCCCAAUACAGCAUCGGAAGACAUCUUUUUGACUCAAUUGAAUUAUUGGAAAAAAUGCCUUUUGUCUCAAGAUUCCGUUACUACUUUUGUGACUCGAGAAUUUUUACGUUAAUUCGAUAAUCGGUUCUCUUAAUCUGACUAACUAAACUCCAUUAUUUCUUAUACUACUACUAAUAAUAAAUAUACAAAAUUUUAUUAUAAAAUACAACUUAAUUCAUGUCGAUUGAAGAUUAUUCA